AUGGCUUCAUCAGGGCAAUCUCAGCCCAUAGAUAUAGCCCUACCAUAUCCGGCAGAUAGUGAUGAAGGGCAUUACUCGGACUUCCAAGCCCACCAAGGACGCAAAAAAGCGAAUCCUGGCCCACUAGGUCUUUGUGCCUUUGCCUUUACAGUCUUUCUUCUAGGUUGUAUCCAGAUGAAUUGCAGAGGUAUCCCCAGGCCGAAUAUUAUCAUUGGUCCCGCUUUGGCAUACGGAGGACUGAUCCAGCUCCUGGCUGGGAUGUGGGAAAUGGCCCAUGGGAAUACCUUCGGUGCAACUAUAUCCGGAUCCUAUGGUGGAUUUUGGAUCUCAUUUGCAGUGAUAUUGAUUCCGGGUGCAUUCCAUAUUGAGAGUUCGCUGGUUAAAGCUGAUAAUGGUUCCCAUACCAUGUUUGAUCAUGCCCUUGCUCUAUACCUCAUCGGUUGGUUCAUAUUCACAUUUUUGAUUGCCCUGUGCUCUGCGAUGAAAGCUCCGAUCACGAUUUUUGCUCUCACCUUGACCGUUGAUAUUGCAGCUCUUCUCAUCGCUCUUUCUUAUUUCUACCCACACCCUGACGGAGCACCAAAUAAGUAUCUAGCCAAAGCUGGUGGCUUUUUUGCCAUACUGACGGCAUUCUUGGCUUGGUAUAGCGCUUUGGCUGAGUUGGCAAACCAUGAGAACAGCUUUUUUGUUCUCCCAGUUGGCCAUUUCCCAUGGUCGAAGAAGAACAGAGAGCAGAGAAAUCGCGGAGAUCGCAGUGGAUUGAAUAUUGUCUAG
This is a messenger RNA of Penicillium malachiteum, 774 nucleotides long. Its product is annotated as acetate uptake transporter family protein. Gene Ontology annotation, cellular component: plasma membrane. Gene Ontology annotation, molecular function: acetate transmembrane transporter activity. Bases 1 to 774 code for a protein of 257 amino acids. The record is from RefSeq and is a predicted model, not a curated record. Lineage: Eukaryota; Fungi; Ascomycota; Eurotiomycetes; Eurotiales; Aspergillaceae. The transcript is spliced from 3 exons.